UGCUGGGGCGGGGGGCGGGGUGUUGGGAGUGUGUGGGGUGGGGGUUGGUUCUGUCGGGUGUCAACAGGGCUUGUAGGGUUAGUUAAGGAGGCAUCUGUCUUCCUUCUCUCCUGGGCUGGUGCAGGUGGUCUACUGUCCCCCUCGCUCCGAGUACACAAACGACCCGCACUCCGGAAGAGGCCGCGGGAGGGGGACGACUUCUCGCGGACACUGUCCCGGGCGCUCUGUGCAGGCGCCUCUCCCCGGAGCUGCCGCAGCGUGGCGCUCGGACCCCUGCGCGCCAUGGAGCCCACCGGGUCACAGUUGGGUCUCGCCCUGCUGGUCCUGAUCCUGCUGCCGGGCUGUCCCGGGGCAGAGGAUUCUGUUUGCAAUCGGGAGAAUGCGCCUUCUCUUUGCUAUACAUUCAAUGUCUCUGCCAGUGGACCAUCAUGGUGUGUGGUUCGAGGCAAGAUCAAUGGGACCCCAUUUUUAAAAUAUACGAGUAGAAAUCUGAAGGCCAAACCCAUCGGUCCCCUGGGGAUGAGGUUGAGUACCACACAGGCCUGGAAUCAACAGGGUGAACAUUGGAAGGACCUGGUGGAAGAGCUCCGCAAGGCACUGCUGGACAAUAAAGAAAAUAUUUAUGAAGACUUUAAUUCUCUCUCCCUGCAGGGCAGCAUGAUGUGUCAGCGGAAAUUCAGUGCACACCCCAGGGCAUCCUGGGAGUUUGGGGUCAAUGGACACAGAUGUCUCCACUUUGACUCGAAGAACAGACGCUGGACAGAGUUGCAUCCUGGAUGUAGAUUGUUAAAGGAGACACUGGACAGUGACAGAGAUGUGACCAAUCUCCUUGUUGGGAUCUCACGUGGAGAUUGUGCGAAGUUGCUUCAUCAGAGCACAGUUCUGGACAGAAAAGAAGACACUGCUCAGGAGCUCCUGCGAGUGUGGUCUAGUCCCACACGUGUCCCUUCUCAUCGGCUGCGUUUCCAUCAUCCCCGGGUGCUCAGCAGAAGGCCUCCAGGAGCUGCGAUCUUUACAGGCGUCAGAAGAUCGUGAUGGUACAGCGGAUGCCACAGUCACAUCCUCUGCUCCAUGGAAGUGACAUGGAAUUAAUUUGCUUAUUAACUUGUUAUCAUGCCAUAUGGUGUCUGGGAUAAUAGAAUGGAUACAGUGUGGUAUGUGUACAAAUGGAACACUAUAUAAAAAUAAAUAAGUAAUAAAGUGCUACACAA
Messenger RNA from Phyllostomus hastatus (greater spear-nosed bat), 1211 nucleotides. RefSeq names its product UL16-binding protein 6-like. Gene Ontology annotation, cellular component: external side of plasma membrane. The record is from RefSeq and is a predicted model, not a curated record. The coding region runs from base 283 to 1035 and encodes 250 amino acids. The transcript has 5 exons. Lineage: Eukaryota; Metazoa; Chordata; Mammalia; Chiroptera; Phyllostomidae. Gene Ontology annotation, biological process: positive regulation of T cell mediated cytotoxicity; antigen processing and presentation of endogenous peptide antigen via MHC class I via ER pathway, TAP-independent; immune response.